AUGCAUUCGUGGCGAAUACCUAAAUUCAAACUAGGAAAAUCCAAAGAAGAGAGCGGAAAUAAUGAAGACGACAAUGAAAAAUCAUGGGGUAAUAGUCUCUUUCAUUUACAUCUCGGAGAAAAGCAUCAUAAUGGCAACCCAAAGAGCCACGAUCAUGAGCAUGAGCAUCACAUAAGAAAGAUCAAUACAAAUGAAACUUUGCCCAGUUCCUUAAGUUCUCCAAAAUUACGUAAUGAUACAUCAUCCAAGAACUCAUUGGGACCGGAAAGUGCCAAUCCUGGGGAUUUUGAAAGGAAUGCUAGUCAAUCGUCUACAGAAAAAAAAGCACCCGGUUCAGAAUCCGGAUUAAUGACAGUGAAGAUAUAUUCCGGUGAAAAUUUUUCACUUCCGUUCCCAAUCACUUCUAAUGCUACUAUUUUGGAAAAAUUAUUAAGCUCUGGUAUUCUUGAUUCAUCGCCCAAUGACGCCUCCGAAGUUGCAACAAUAAUGCAGGAAUUGCCGCGAUACAAGAUAGCCGACCAAGGUUCAGCAGGAGAAGGCCUAAUAGAUAAAACUUAUGCUACCAAGUUUGUGCCUUCAACCAUUCUGUUACCUGGAUCAGCGAAUCCAAGUCCUUUGCUUUAUUUUACGAUUGAAUUUGAUAACUCCAUUACUACUAUCGGUCCUGAUAUGGGCAUGAUGGAGCAGCCUGUAUUUAAUAAAAUAUCAACAUUUGAUGUGACAAGAAAGUUACGAUUCUUGAAGAUCGAUGUCUUCGUCAGGAUACCAUCAUUACUUCUUCCUUCCAAGAACUGGCAACAGGAGAUCGGCGAACAAGACGAUACUUUAAGAGACAUUUUCAAGAAGGUAAAUACUAACCAAGAUGUUCAUUUGGAUUCCUUCCAUUUACCAUUAAAUCUAGAAAUUGAUUCUGCGGCUCAAAUAAGACUAUAUAACCACCACUGGAUUUCGUCAGAGAGAGGAUACGGUAAAUUGAACAUUACUGUGGAUUACACACCUUCUAAAAACAAGCCCCUUUCUAUUGAUGACUUUGAUCUCUUGAAAGUUAUCGGGAGAGGUUCAUUCGGUAAAGUGAUGCAAGUAAGAAAGAGAGAUACUCAAAAGGUUUACGCUUUGAAGGCGUUGAGAAAAGCAUACAUCGUAUCGAAAUGUGAAGUGACGCACACUCUAGCGGAAAGAACAGUUUUAGCAAGAGUUGACUGCCCCUUCAUUGUUCCUUUGAAGUUUUCGUUUCAAUCUCCAGAAAAGUUGUACCUGGUACUAGCUUUCAUAAAUGGCGGUGAACUGUUCUACCAUUUACAACAUGAAGGACAAUUUAGUCUAGCACGAUCCCGGUUUUAUAUUUCAGAACUAUUAUGCGCCCUCGAUUCGUUACAUAGACUCGACGUCAUUUAUCGUGACUUGAAGCCGGAGAACAUUCUACUGGACUAUCAAGGCCAUAUUGCAUUGUGCGAUUUUGGACUUUGCAAGCUGAAUAUGAAAGAUAAUGACAAAACAGACACUUUCUGUGGUACUCCAGAAUAUCUAGCACCGGAAAUCCUCUUGGGACAAGGCUAUACCAAGACCGUAGACUGGUGGACAUUGGGCAUAUUGCUAUACGAGAUGAUGACAGGGUUACCGCCGUAUUAUGAUGAAAAUGUUCCUGUGAUGUACAAGAAGAUCUUGCAACAGCCAUUAUUGUUUCCUGACGGAUUUGAUCUUGCCGCUAAAGAUCUGCUGAUAGGUCUCUUAAGCAGGGAUCCUAACAGAAGACUGGGCGUUAACGGUACGGACGAAAUCCGCAAUCACUUCUUUUUCAAAGACAUCUCGUGGAAAAAGUUACUUUUGAAGGGUUAUAUUCCGCCGUACAAGCCACCCGUGAAGAGUGAAAUAGACACGGCAAACUUCGACCAAGAAUUCACCAGGGAAAAACCAAUCGACAGUGUAGUAGAUGAAUAUUUAAGUGCGAGUAUUCAAAAGCAAUUCGGCGGGUGGACAUAUAUUGGUGACGAACAGUUAGGAGACUCCAUUUCACAGGGUAAAAGCCUUCGUUAA
Molecule: messenger RNA, 2034 nt
Organism: Saccharomyces kudriavzevii IFO 1802
Lineage: Eukaryota; Fungi; Ascomycota; Saccharomycetes; Saccharomycetales; Saccharomycetaceae
Gene: YPK2
Product: putative protein kinase YPK2
Exons: 1
Coding region: 1-2034 (677 amino acids)
Biological process (GO): protein phosphorylation
Molecular function (GO): protein serine/threonine kinase activity; ATP binding
Source: RefSeq, a predicted model, not a curated record